Molecule: messenger RNA, 2192 nt
Organism: Dimorphilus gyrociliatus
Lineage: Eukaryota; Metazoa; Annelida; Polychaeta; Dinophilidae
Source: the annotation of a GenBank genome assembly
AGUUUGCUUUUUAAGGAUUUAUGUAGUGAGACAAAAAAUUAGUUUGUAAGUUUUAUUGAAACAUGGAAAAAAAAAUGUUAUCUUUUAUUGCUGAUUUAAAGCGUAAAAUUAGCGAUUUGAGUAAGGAUGAUAAGGAAAAGGCAGAUGAAAAGGAAGCAGAAAAUGAGAGUAGUAAUUAUUUAAUUAUUAGUCAGAAUCAUAUGGGCAAAAAAAUUAUGAAACAUUAUAUAAAAGUAUGAAUUCGUGUGCUUUAGAUAUAAAAGUUGAGGAGGAAGGUGCUGCAAAAGGUGAGGUCGAAGAGGCAGUGAGUGAAAAGGAAGCUCCCGAUAAAGUUCACCAAGAGAUAAAACAGGAAGAGAACGCAGAAAGGAAGGAGACCGAAGAAGCGGUGAAAGAGACAAAAGAGAAGAUAUUAACAGAGGUAAAAGGAGAGAAAGAGGCGGAAGAAGAAAAAGAAGCAGAGAAAAAAGAAGAGGUUGAAAAAGUGAAGGAAGAAAAGAGUGAAGAAAGAGAAGAAGAGAUAGAAGAAGUGAAGGAAGAAAAGAUUAAAGAAAAAGAAGAAGAGAAAGUAGAGGUAAAAGAAGAAGUGAAAUCAGAAGAAGAAAAACCAAAAGUUGUAAAAGAGGAAGCUAUAAUAGAAGAACAAGAGGAAGAGCAACAACAGGAACCAGAACAAGAACAAGAACAAGAACCAGAACAAGAACCAGAACAAGAACAAGAAGAGGAUAUGGGUAAAUGUUGCAGUUGUAUAAAGACAUAUGACACUCUAGAGUCAGAGGCGGAGGUGCCAGAGGAAAUUAAAAAAGAAAAAGACGGUAAUGACUUUGAAGAGGAAAGAGCUAUUCUUAUGGAAUACAUUGUUGAAAGUGAAAUGGUUAAAAGCUGUUGUAUUGUUAGCUUCCCGUCUGGUCAGAUAAGAGUUAAUUUUCCUGAUGAAUUUGUGCCUAAUAGAGAAGGAAUUCAAUACGUAAUUGAAGGCUUUCAGGGUAAGCCUGAAAAUCUAAUAGAACAUGGAAUCUCUCUAGGUUGUAAUCUACCAAAUAUUACUCCUGGAAGUUACGACGAAGGAGAAGCUCUCUACUCAAUAGACGAAGCUACACAAAUAGGUUGCGCCGUAGUUAAAACUAACCAGUGCCUCCUAUUCGUAGUAUUCGAAGGUCAGCUCGCGCCGGCAUGUCGUCUAGCUUCCGAAACUGGGAAAUUAAUGAAAGAGAGAGGUUUAUAAAUAAAAAUUAUGCUAGAUAUAGAGAAAUAGAUGGAAGAUAAAAUGAAGAGAAAAGUUUAUAAAUUUAUUCUAUCAGUUUAAAGAGUUUAAAUUUAAACAAAUUUCUAUUUAAAAAGUAUUCCAAUUUUCGUUAAUUUAUAUUCUAUUUUCUUGUUAGUAAAGAUAAUCAAUAAAUAAUCAAUACAAUUAUAAUUACUUAUUCGAAAUUGUAGGCCAAAGUCUUUUUUCUGCCUGUGUCCUAGAAAUGGGAAACCAUCUUAGUAAACUGUUUUGAUAUUUACUUUUAAGAAUAGAAUGACAAUUAUUCCAAUAAAUACCCUAGAAAUAGUGAUAUUUAGAUACUAUAGACCCCGGAAAGCUUUUAUUAUCCUAGUGAUUGCAUUGAGUCUAAAAUAAUCCACAUAUAGUUUUCUCCCUCGCUCUAUUCAAUUCUUAAACAAUGCCUCAACCAGAAAACGCUUUUGUCAUUCUCUUCUUUUACUUCUGGUCUAUCUUCCUGAAGAUAAACUACAAAUAGGGAAACAAACAAAUUAGUCUAACCUAUAAAACAUCAGCUAAUAAUUAUUGAGGGAAAAAAAUUGUCCAAGAAUUAGAUAAGAGCAAUUAUAAACAUUGUUUGUAAAAGUUCUAUUCCCCUAUUUUCUAUUCUUUCCUCCCGCAUCCAUUGUUUCCUUUAUUCGCUCUUUUCUAUUCUUUCAACGACAGUAGUAGCUAGAGAGAGAGAGACAGAGAGACAGAGACUUUCAUUUAUAAAUUCGAACAAUUUUACAAAGCUUGAUUUAUCAUCUUUCUCUUUCCUAUUGUAGAAUUUUAGUUGGAAAUAUAGCGCUCAACCAAGUGUAAUUACAAAACAACUUGUUCGUUUUUACAGCUCAUUAUGCUAAUCAAUAAUAUUGCGGGUAAUUAGAGAUAAAUACACUUUAUGAAACUUGCAUUAAAUAUGCUCCAUAUACAUUAUAUAUACUAA